UGUUCUACUUGCUGACAGCGGAUAUGCUUGUUCGCGUUACAUGUUGACGCCGUACAGAGUCUCUGAUACACCGGUGAAAACCAGAUUCAACAGAGCCCACUGCCGUUCGAGGGUUGUUAUAGAAAGAACAUUUGGUAGAUGGAAGAGAAGAUUCUCCGUCAUGUGCAAGAAGGUAAGGAAGACACCCGCUCAAGCAUGUAGAGAGAUUGUCGCUUGCGCAGUAUUGCAUAACAUUGCCAUGUUGUUUGGUGAACCUGACGUUGAUGACGGCGAUGUGGAUGAACUUCCACUUAUACCCUAUGUUGGUGGUGAAAAUGGAUUUGCCAUCCGUGACCAUAUUGCGCAGGCCUAUUUUGGAUAG
Messenger RNA from Mya arenaria, 361 nucleotides. RefSeq names its product putative nuclease HARBI1. Bases 41 to 361 code for a protein of 106 amino acids. The record is from RefSeq and is a predicted model, not a curated record. NCBI's taxonomy places the organism in Eukaryota, Metazoa, Mollusca, Bivalvia, Myida, Myidae. The transcript is spliced from 3 exons.